Ceratitis capitata (Mediterranean fruit fly) is the source of this 1001-nucleotide messenger RNA. It is a transcript of the gene elm, whose product is annotated as calcineurin B homologous protein 1. Gene Ontology annotation, molecular function: calcium ion binding. The record is from RefSeq and is a predicted model, not a curated record. Lineage: Eukaryota; Metazoa; Arthropoda; Insecta; Diptera; Tephritidae. The coding region runs from base 174 to 743 and encodes 189 amino acids. The transcript has 3 exons.
CAAAAUCAGCUGUUCCUUCAAAAUUUCCCAGAGAUGACGUGAAACAAUAAAAUGCAAAACACAAAACGUCAUUUAUGCAGUUGGCCCACAGCAUUUAUUGUUUAACUUUUUUUGCCAGUAUCGAUAUUUGUAAUAAUUUUUAAUUGGUUUUGAAGCGGUGCCAAGUAAAUAAAAUGGGCAAUAAAUCAUCACUUUUGCUGCGCCAAGAGGAAAUUGCUCAAAUUCAAGAAGAGACUGGAUUUACACCCAAUCAAAUUGAACGACUCUAUUCCCGUUUCACCUCUUUGGAUCGAGGUGAUUGCGGCACUUUGUCUAGGGAAGACUUCCUGCGCAUUCCCGAACUGGCAAUCAAUCCGCUAUGUGAGCGCAUCGUGCAUGCUUUCUUUGAGGAUAGCACGGAUGAUCGUGUAAACUUCCGUCAAUUUAUGAAUGUACUAGCUCAUUUCCGCCCCAUCAACUCGAAAAAGGAAAAUGGUUUGAAUAGUAGAGAGGAAAAGCUAAAAUUCGCAUUCAAAAUGUAUGAUUUGGAUGACGAUGGUGUCAUAAGCCGCGAUGAGUUAUUGAGUAUACUCCACAUGAUGGUAGGCGCAAAUAUAAGCCAGGAUCAAUUAAUAAGUAUCGCCGAACGCACUAUACUAGAGGCAGAUUUAUGCUGUCAAGGCAAAAUUUCAUUUGAGGACUUUUGCAAAGCGUUGGAACGUACAGAUGUCGAACAAAAAAUGUCGAUUCGCUUCCUUAAUUAAAAAAAAAUUGUCAUUAGUCAACUAAUAAUUUACCAGGAAGCCACCUUUAAUUAGAAUGUUUUAUAGUAACAAUAUAAAUAUUAUGAAUUAAGUCUACACUCAAUGUGCACUCUGUAUAUGAAAGAUUAAUUUCAGCUACAUUACAAAUUGUUUAUUCCAAAUAUAGUUUCAUAUAGUUAAAACUAUAAUGUAUUCGCUUUCGAAAAAAGAUGUCUGCAAAUUAGUCGUGUUAGAAUAUACCUUCAUACAUAUUUAAAA